Molecule: messenger RNA, 1221 nt
Organism: Dinoponera quadriceps
Lineage: Eukaryota; Metazoa; Arthropoda; Insecta; Hymenoptera; Formicidae
Product: odorant receptor 13a-like
Exons: 5
Coding region: 1-1221 (406 amino acids)
Biological process (GO): detection of chemical stimulus involved in sensory perception of smell; sensory perception of smell
Cellular component (GO): plasma membrane
Molecular function (GO): olfactory receptor activity; odorant binding
Source: RefSeq, a predicted model, not a curated record
AUGAAGCGCACUCCUCACGAGUCCACCCUCGAUCUCUACAAACGAGAUAACGACUACAGUCUUCAGCUGAAUCGUUGGAUCCUGAAGUCGAUAGGCGCUUGGCCGGAACUGCCGACGAAUUCGUCGGCCAGAAACAUCCUAGGGAAGGUCCUGAUACUCACGUGUCACUUUUUAAUAGCUUUCACCGUGGUGCCCGCUAUACUGUACAUAUUUUUCGAGGAGAAGGACUUCCGCCUUAAAUUGAAGGCUAUAGGGCCGACGAGUCAUUGUCUCAUGGGUGGUAUCAAUUACUGCUCGCUCUUGCAUCAAAAGAAACGUAUACGCAGAUCCAUUGAACACAUGGAUGCGGACUGGCGAAUGGCGAAGAGAGAGCACGACAGGGAAGUGAUGCUGAAGAACGCCCGGAUAGGAAGAAUCAUAGCAGGCACUUGUGCGCUCAUCAUGCAGGGUGGUGUGUUCUGUUACAAUCUAGCUAGAGGAUUGUCGCCGAUAAGCAUGGUGAUCGGCAACGAGACCAUGUCGAUAGGCCGCUUACCUUGUCCGUCGUACAAUAAGAUCGUGGACACCAGGUUCAGUCCGGUAUAUGAGGUGAUGCUCGCGCUGCAGUGUCUUUCAAUCGUUGUGGUGAACAACACGACGGUCGGCGCGUGUGGUUUAGCCACGGUGUUCGCGAUGCACGCCUGCGGCCAACUCAACGUGGUGAUGUUGCGGCUCGGAGAGCUCACCGACGAGAAACGAGACGUCCUUCAGCUAAAAUUGGGGUACAUCAUCGAGCGGCAUCUGCGAGCGUUGAGGUUUCUCUCGCGUAUGGAGACGAUUAUGCGUCAGAUAUGUUUCGUGGAAUUAGUCGGAUGUACAUUCAACUUGUGCAUGCUAGGAUAUUACACCAUUACGGUACGCGAGUGGCGUGAAGAAAGUACAAAUACUAUAAUAACGUAUAUCAUGAUCCUCACAGGAAUGAUGUUCAAUAUUUUCAUAUUCUGUUUCAUCGGCGAACUCGUAACAGAUCAGUGUAAAAAAGUCGGCGAGGCAGCUUACAUGAUAAACUGGUAUGCAUUGCCGCAUAAAACCGCUCUCGACUUAAUUCUAAUAAUUUUGCGAUCAAGUAUCGUUAUCAAAAUCACCGCUGGGAAAAUAUUUCACAUGUCAAUCGCGACUUUCGGCGUUGUGAUUAAAACAUCUGUCACAUAUUUGAAUAUGCUUCGAGCUUUGACCAUGUAA